CAAGUGGCCACCCACAGAGGGCUCAACCUGGACAUGGACGAGAAACAGCAUGGAGCCUGGUUCGGCUUUGGUUUCUGUGGCUUUGGGCAAGCGCUGGGCUCAGGGGACAGCCACCAUUCAGUGUACAGUCCCGAACCACUGCAUACCAGUGAUGAUAUUUGCCAAGUGAACGCAAGUUGGAGCUACACUGCCCUGAUGACCCGUGGAGGCCGCGUGGAACUGUCAGGCUCUGUGAGCGGUACAGCAGAGGGCUGCAGGGAUGUGUGGGCUUCGGAGGGACUCCUGGUGGUGCUGCGCAACAAGGGCGGGUCCAGCACAGAACUGCAGGCCUGGGUACCAGGUUCUGAGCUACAGGGGGAGCCCCUCUGGGUCCAGAACUUGGUUUCUGGGGCAAAGGCCGAAGGGGAGGAUGACCCCAGCAGUGAGUCUAGGAUGGGGACCCUGCCGUUGCUGCCCUGCGCCCGUGCCUAUGUGACCCCACAGCCACCCUUCUGCCAGCCUCUGGCCCCAGAGCUGCGGGUACGCCAGCUGGAGCUGGGUGCUGAGCAUGUGCUGCUGCUGUGUGCAGCUGGCCAGUUGUUCUCCUGGGGCGGGGGCAGGCAUGGACAGCUGGGCCAUGGGACGCUGGAGGCAGAACUGGAGCCAAGGCUGUUGGAGGCACUGCAAGGCCUUUGGAUGGUCACAAUCUCUAAGGUUGGGGAACUGAAGCAGAACCUUCUUCUCUUGGGAACUGAUCAAGCUAAAAGUGGUGUUAGCAAGGCACAAUAA
Molecule: messenger RNA, 768 nt
Organism: Mastomys coucha (southern multimammate mouse)
Lineage: Eukaryota; Metazoa; Chordata; Mammalia; Rodentia; Muridae
Product: RCC1 domain-containing protein 1-like
Exons: 4
Coding region: 34-768 (244 amino acids)
Source: RefSeq, a predicted model, not a curated record